Messenger RNA from Phoenix dactylifera (date palm), 2375 nucleotides. RefSeq names its product BR-signaling kinase 1 (gene BSK1). Gene Ontology annotation, biological process: brassinosteroid mediated signaling pathway; protein phosphorylation. The record is from RefSeq and is a predicted model, not a curated record. Gene Ontology annotation, molecular function: ATP binding; protein kinase activity; protein binding. Lineage: Eukaryota; Viridiplantae; Streptophyta; Magnoliopsida; Arecales; Arecaceae.
CAAUUGACUCCCAGUCUCCUCCUCCAUCUCUUUCUCUCUCUACGACAGCGCCCGAUCCAGCGCACCGAGCACAACUCCUCCUCCAUUUAAUAGUCCAUAAAUUCUAACACCCUUUGUCUUCCCUUUCAUAUCUAUCGAGAAAAGAAAUAAAGUCGGGUCCUGAACUGCGGGUACCGUGUCCGUGUACACAAACUGCAAACACAGCAGUAGAGCAAUAGAUUAGAUCGCCCUUUUUCUCCUCCCGCACGCCCAGCUGCAGACUCGGAAUCCAUACCUUUCCUUUCUCUCUUUUUCUGCCACCACUUCUCCUUCCCCCCCCAAUCUAUCAAUCCAUCAAUUAUAUUGUUACUGCCAUUAAUCUUCUCCUCCUCAACCAAUAAUAAUACGCAGCAAAUAUUGGUACGAUAGAUAGAUAUAGAGGACGGUAUAGAGAGCGGAGGAAGAAGAAGGAAUUUAUAGGGAGGGAAAGCUUGGGGUAGAGAUAGGGGUAGGGAUGGGGUGCUGGUGGUCGUGUCUGCGGGCGGAGACGCACCUGGAGAAGCAGAACCACCAGAACCACCAGCAGCAGCGGCAGCAGCAGAACCAGAGGCCGUCGUUCUCGCUGCACCAGGCGGCGCCGGGGGGGGCGGCGGGGGCGGCGGAGGCCGGCGGAGGUGGCGGGGGGGAGGUGCCGGCGUUCUCGGAGUUCUCGCUGGUGGAGCUCAAGGCGGCGACCAACGGGUUCGGCUCCGGGAACAUCGUGUCGGAGAGCGGGGAGAAGGCGCCCAACCUCGUCUACAAGGGCCGCCUCCAGAACCGCCGAUGGAUCGCUGUCAAGAAGUUCACCAAGACCGCCUGGCCCGAUCCUAAGCAGUUCGCCGAGGAGGCAUGGGGAGUGGGGAAGCUGAGGCACAGGAGGCUGGCGAACUUGAUCGGGUACUGCUGCGACGGCGAUGAGAGGCUUCUUGUCGCCGAGUAUAUGCCCAAUGACACACUUGCAAAGCAUCUGUUCCACUGGGAAGAUCAAACUAUUGAAUGGGCUAUGCGUUUGAGGGUUGCAUUUUAUAUUGCUGAAGCUUUGGAAUAUUGUAGCAAUGAAGGACGGCCUUUAUAUCAUGACCUAAAUGCAUAUAGAGUCCUUUUUGAUGAGGAUGGUGAUCCAAGGCUUUCCUGUUUUGGUCUUAUGAAAAAUAGCAGGGAUGGAAAAAGUUAUAGCACAAACCUAGCUUACACACCACCAGAAUAUUUAAGAAAUGGGAGGGUCACUCCUGAAAGUGUGAUAUUUAGUUUCGGUACUGUCCUCUUGGAUCUUCUUAGUGGAAAGCACAUCCCUCCAACUCAUGCUCUUGAUAUGAUAAGAGGCAAAAACAUUCUGCUCUUAAUGGAUUCACAUUUGGAGGGGAACUUCUCAAUAGAAGAGGCAACAACGCUAGUGGAUCUUGCUUCUGAGUGCUUGCAAUAUGAACCAAGGGAUCGCCCUAACAUGAAAAAGCUAGUUGCAACACUUGCACCAUUGCAAACCAAAUCAGAGGUACCGUCUUAUGUGUUGCUAGGGAUUCGAAAGCAUGAACCACAGCGCCAUCUCUCUCCUAUGGGUGAAGCCUGUUCCAGGAUGGACCUCACUGCCAUCCAUCAAAUUCUAGUUAUGGCACACUACAGAGAUGAUGAAGGAACCAACGAGCUGUCUUUCCAGGAGUGGACACAGCAAAUGAGGGAUAUGCUGGACGCCAGAAAGCGAGGAGAUUUUGCGUUUCGAGAUAAGGAUUUUAAGACGGCCAUUGAUUGUUAUUCUCAGUUCAUCGAUGUUGGAACAAUGGUCUCGCCCACAGUAUAUGCAAGGCGCAGCCUGUGCCAUCUUAUGUGUGAUCAACCUGAUGCUGCCCUUAGGGAUGCAAUGCAAGCACAAUGUAUCUAUCCUGAAUGGUCAACAGCUUUCUAUAUGCAAGCAGUUGCCCUAGCCAAGCUAAAGAUGCACAAUGAUGCCAUGGACAUGCUGAAUGAAGCAGCAGAGCUAGAAGAGAAGGGGCAAAAGGGUGGAAAAGGUCCAUGAAACAGUACAGUGAAUUAUAACAGCCAUCUUUUCCUCAUGUCUCUGUUGACAAAGAAUGUUAAUUUGCAGUGUGAAAUCUGUGAUUGGUAGGCCUCUCGGAAAAAUGUAUUAUAGAGAAAGCCCUUGGAUUACAUUAAUGCAUUUGGUUUGCCAUUUGUUUGGUAUAUUUUUUGGGUCCUUGUAUAUGAACAGACAAUCAAAUCACUCAGGACUCACUAAGGGAAUGUGAACAGAUAAUCAAAUCAGUCAGUUCCUAAGGGAAUUUUGUUUGUUUGGUCAUGCAGCUCCUGAGCAGGCUCAUGAAUUCCCAUCUACAGUCUAUUCAGUGAGAAGCUGUAGAAACUUA